CCCUACUUCCUCCCCUUUCUCAUUUCCUGCCAUGCACCCCUACGCACUUGCUCUUACUCUUUGUCUUCCCUCAUCCUUGUCUCCCUUUGAAGACUCAGCCCCUCCCUCCCUCCAAGAAACCUUCUGAACUCUUUCAAGGGGAAAGUGGCACCACGCCCCCCCCCGCCCCCCGUGGGGCCUUUCAGCCUCCAGGCCUCCUGGACCACUGGGCUCACAGGUCCAACCCCCCCUACUUCCCUUUGGCUUUUUCUGUGAGCCCUGGAGCCUAGGCCUCCUCCUUUUCGUCUUUAACCGUAAGCUCCAUUGAGGGCAUUGCUUCCCGACUCUCCCAACACCUUGCCCAGCACUGGCGAAUAACAGGUGCUAGGAAAGGUGGAUGAAGAGGCUGGGCUUAAAGGGAAGCCACUUGGUUUAAGGGCUCUUUGCUUCCUAGGUGGGGAGGGCAAGGGGGAGCCUGUGUGUGGGCGGGGAGUUCUGUUUGGGCCUCUGCUGGAUGGGCCUCGUGGGUUCUCCAACACUUCAUCCUUCCCUAGCCAUCGAGCUCAUCAAGGACCUGGUCAACUAUGACGUGCGCAAGACUCUGCUCCAGGGCCUUGUGGCGCUGCUGAUACCGUCCGUCAAGGAGACCUCCAAACUGCAGCCCAAGAUCCUCAACGGUAGGGGAAGCGAGGGGGCGGCUGGGCAUCAGGGCUUCCGGGAGAGUGGAGGUUCUUCCUGCUUCACGGCCGCUCCCUCCCCAGACUCCACGGUGCUCCAGCUCACCGCCCACCUGCCGGUGUUUUUGCAGCAGGCCGCGGCCGCCAAGGCCAUCGGGGUCCUGGCACGCAGCAACCUAAGCAUCGCCGAAGAGCUGCUGCAUUUGCGCGUGGUGCACAGUCUGAUGGCCGCUAUGGGCAACACCGACCACAGCAACAGCCAGCGGCUGGCUAGUCUCACCCUGGAGUACUUCGUGCAGAUGUUUCCAGUGGUGGAGACGCACGUACGCAGGAGCAUGGGGGAGGAGCUUUACAAUCUCUUCAUCGUAAGUGCCUCCUCCCCUCCGCUGCCACAAAGCAGCAGUUACCUCAGACAGAAUGGCGCCCCCACUAUACCGCCCCUACCCCAGUAUACACCCACACACGGAAUGGGCCUGGUUACCGGCUGCUGGAGGGCCUGUCUUGGCUUGGGCCCCUCUUCUCGGCCUCUUUCUGUUCAUUUUCCUGCCCUUAUGUCAGUUGGGCGCCUGCAGCAUCCUUCUGCCCAAGCCCAGCUCCAAGUCCAGACUGUUCUGGCAUCCCAGCUCUUGCUCCUGUCUUCAGAGCAAUGCCGGGGACUUGUACACGAAAAUGGACAGCAUUCAGGCGGACAUCUUGGCAGCCAACAAAGUCAAUGUUACCAAAGCCUUACACGACUCUGGCAUCUCCAGCAACAUGAGCUUUUACUUUGGCCCUUCUGCAAAUGAGAAUCAUCUGGCCUACAUCACACAUUUCCAGAAAAGGAAUAUGGAAGCAAAGGGGGAACAGAGCCCAUGAGGCAACCGGAGAAAACCAAGGCAGGGAAGCCAGGCAGUAGGAAGGCGCCUGCGCCAAGCUCAAGGUGCUCCACUUGGCCCUAGCUGGGAGGCUGGGGGUUAGGCACCACAGUUGGGGAGAGGGAGAGCUGGCUGGGAAGGGUUCAAUAAACAGUCUUGUUAUCUGUCUAGUUCUCUGUGUGUGGAGGGAGAUGGGAGAUCAAAUGAGAACUAGGGGUACCUCUGCUCACCAAGGAAAAAAGCAGGUCAGGAGGGAAGGGUCACCAACAUCCUGGAAGGUUCCAGGGCAUAGCCUGAGGAGAGGGCCUCACCUGAGCUCCCUGCUGGUCCCAGAAGAAAGUCUAAGACACCACACAUGCCUGUUUUUGUUUUUGUUUUUUUCCCUACCUCUCUGGUUGCUUCCUCUCAUUCUCUUUUGCCAAUUCCAUCUCAACCCAGCCUCCUUCAAGUUGGAUUUCUGCAAGAUUCUGACCUCGAGCCUCCUGUCCUUGAGCCUUUUACACCUUGAUGACCUCAUCUAGUCUCAGAGCUUCAAAUACAAUGUAUAUGCUGUCUCCCACAUUUCUGUUUCCUGCUUAACAUUCCUGCCUCAUGUGUCCAUAUCUGACCUCCUGAUCCAGUGCACCCACAACCUCCCCUGUCUGAACUGAUGGCAACUGUCCUUCCUGUCAGAAUAAAAUAGUGCAGAUCUCCUUGAUGUCUCUAAUGCUCACAUCCUUUCCAUUGGCUCUACCUUCCACAUACAUCCAGAAUCCAACCAUUAUUUCACGACAUUCAUUGCUGAUAGGCACCAUUGUCUCUGUGUUUUCCACCCCCAUUCUCUUUUCAAUUCAGCAACCAGAGAGGUCCUUUUAAACUUUAGGUAAUAUCCCUCUGCUAAAACCCUGCAGUGGCUCUCCAUUUCACUGAGGGUAAAAGCUAAAGUCCUUACUAUUGUCCUCCAAGGCCUUAGGUGAGCUGGUCUCCCAGGACCUCUGAGCUCAUCUCCUACUUCUUUCCCUCUCCUUCACCCUGCUCCAGCCACACUGGCCUCUGGGGCUGUUUCUUGAAGUAGACAAACAAGCUCUUGCCUCAGGUUCACUCUGCCUAGAGCUCUCACCCCAGAUAUCUAUCUGCAUAGCUAACACCUUCACCUCCCUUUAACUCUCCACACACAAGUCACCUCAAUGAAAUGAAAAAACCAAACCCAUUGCUGUUGAGUUGACUCUGACUCCUGGCGAUCCCCAUGUCACAGAGUAGAACUGAUCUCCACAGGAUUUUCUUGGCUAUGCUCUUUACAGAAGCAGAUCACCAGGCCUUUCUUCCAUGGCACCUCUGGAUGAGUUUGAAUCCGCAGCCCUUUGGUUAGCAGCCAAUCACAAACCAUUUGCACCACUCAGGAACCUCCUUCACAAUGAAGGUUGCUCAUUUUUAAAAUAGCAACCCAUCCUGCCACUCCCUGUACCCCGAAUCUCUCUCGCUUUGCUCAGUUUUUUCCAUAGCAUUUACUACCUUAUUUAUUAUGUUUAUUUAUUGUCUGUUUCUCCACCUGAAUGUAAGCUCCACUGUUGUUAGGUGCCCUCAAGUCAGUUUUGACUCAUAUCAGUGCCACGUGACAGAAUAGAACUGCCCCAUAAGGUUUUCUAGGCUGUUAUCUUUACUGGAGCAAAUUGCUGGGUCUUUUUCCCCGAAGAACUGCUGGGUGGGUUCAAACCGCCAACCUUUUGGUUGGUAACCAAGUGCUUAACUGUUGCGCCACUAGGGCUCCUUAAAGUUCCACUAGAGCAAGGAUAUUUGUUUUGUUACUGAUGUACCCUAAACACUUAGAACAGUGGCAUGCAUGCAUGAAUGAAUGAAUGAGUUUAUCUGAGGGAAUUGUCCCCUCCACCUCAAAGGAAAUGUCAGAUGUCAGUAGUGUUCCACAAGCUGCCACGAGGGGGCGUCACCAGAUCUGCUGCUGGUCUAAAGCAACUGGUCUUUACCAAACUGAGAUUUUAAGCCUCAGCCUUCCUCUGUUUGGGCCUGGGGAAAAAAGAAAAGUUAACAAAAUAUAAUUAUAUUUUUCAUAAAGUUAAAUGGAUUUCAUAUUUUAAAGAAGCGUCUUUUAGUUUGAGAUCAGUCAUUGUUGCUUUUUCAGUCCUGAAAUGUCCUUUCUUUUGUAUAAUGGUGGUAAAAAAUGGGCAAUACACUAGGACUUUUUUUCAAUUUUUGAAUUUUGAUUAGUUGGAAAAUCCAAAAACUUGGGAACCACUGGUCUAAGAUGAUCAUAGUUUCGUAAAAACAAUGGAAACUUUUGCAAUGAAAUCUUAAGUAGAAUACAAAUAUCUAAAACAGAUAUACAUGGAAUUUAUUAAUAUAUAUUUUUCCCCAACUUUUUAUUUUAAAAAGUUCAAAGAUGUAGAAAAGUUGAAAGAAUGAUACAGUGAAUUUCUAUUUAUCUGUAUACCCUUUGACACAUUUGCUUUAAUCUCUGUGUGUGUGUUUGUUGAGCUAUUUGAACGUUUCAGAUACUGUGACAUUUCACUGAUAAAUACUUCACAUUACUUUUGACAAUGGAAGCAAGAGGUUAGAAUGACUUGAGAAGGGACAAUGACUUGAGAGGUUAGAAUGACUUGAGAAGCAAGAGGUUAGAAUGACUUGAGAUGUGACAAUGGAAGCAAGAGGUUAGAAUGACUUGAGAAGGGACCACAAGCCAAGGAAUGUAGGCUGCUUCUGAAAGCUGAAAAAGGCAAGGAAGUGGAUCCUCCCCUAAAGCCUCUAGAAGGAAUGCAGUCCUCCUGACACCCUAAUUUUAGACCUCUGACCUCCAGAACUGUAAAAAUAAAUGUGUUGUUUUAAGACACUAAAUUUGUGUAAUUUGUUACAGUAGCAACAAGAAAACACAUUAAUUCAAUAAUAUCUAAAAUAGAGUACAUGUUCACAUUUCCCUAAUCAUCCCAAAAACAUACUUUCUGCGUUUUUUUUUUGUUUCUUUUUUCUAAAUUUAAAAUGCAUCUAAGGUUUGUGUGUAUUGCACUUGGUUGUGGUUUAGUAUACGUUUAUUUUUAAGGUUCAAAUUUAUAACAAUUACUUGUCUUGAUCCACACAAAAAUUUGAAAUCGCAGAUACACCGGGCAUUUGCAGUCUUUAUGUAAUCAGCCCAGAACUUACUAUUUUACUUUGGUUAAAUAGAGAAAAUAGGUAAAACUUGUACCUUGCCUUGCUAUCUCAGGAUACUCCAUCAACCUAUGUCUUCCAGUGAUUUUAACAAGUUCUGGAACUAAGUAGGAAACCCUGGUGGUGUAGUGGUUAAGUGUUACAGUUGCUAACCAAAAGAUCGCCAGUUCGAAUCCACCAGGUGCUCUUUGGAAAGUCUAUGGGGCAGUUCUCUGUCUUACAGGGUUGCUAUGAAUCAGAAUGGACUCCGCAGCAAUGGGUUUCUUUUUUUGGCACUAAUUCUGUCAUGCUUUUGUAAAGGUAGCUUACCGUAGGUAACAGGUUAGAAAAUUCAUUCCAUCUUGAGUUUUAGCAAACGUGUUACUCCCACUAUCAAAGGUCUUUCUCAAAUUCUGUUUUGAACUACCGACCUACUACUAAAACUUACCUCAUGAAGAAGUAAAUAUACUAAAACCAGUUACAGUGCACUGGUUAUGGUUAGUAUAGCGCAAAAAAUCACAUAACUGAAAAUACACAAAACUAAAAAAAGCCAACUUCCCAAAGUAAAAACCACAAACAUACAAAAAAAAAAAAA
Molecule: messenger RNA, 5219 nt
Organism: Loxodonta africana (African savanna elephant)
Lineage: Eukaryota; Metazoa; Chordata; Mammalia; Proboscidea; Elephantidae
Product: armadillo-like helical domain containing protein 1
Exons: 4
Coding region: 494-1441 (315 amino acids)
Source: RefSeq, a predicted model, not a curated record